Molecule: messenger RNA, 2942 nt
Organism: Manis javanica (Malayan pangolin)
Lineage: Eukaryota; Metazoa; Chordata; Mammalia; Pholidota; Manidae
Gene: PAGR1
Product: PAXIP1 associated glutamate rich protein 1
Biological process (GO): positive regulation of intracellular estrogen receptor signaling pathway; positive regulation of cell cycle G1/S phase transition
Cellular component (GO): MLL3/4 complex
Molecular function (GO): nuclear estrogen receptor binding
Source: RefSeq, a predicted model, not a curated record
GCUUCUCGCGCCAUCUCUGUGCGCCUGCGUACUGUGGCUCUGCGCAGCCCGGGAGGCGGGUCGUAGUUGCGGGAGGGUACGGCGACUGAGGAGGCAGAACUGCGAGGUGUGGGGAGAGGGCGCUGCGUAGUGUGGAGAGGGGCGGUGUGAAGGUGAGAAGAACGGUUAAGCAGCUCUCCGGCCGGGGACUAAGCGCCUCCUCCUGGGGACAGACUAUCUGGUUGCAGGGGCCGCGCUCUUGGAGCCUGAUUGGUUGAAGAGACAUUCUCAAACCCCUGGGGAACCCAAGCCGCUGUGGGGCAGGGGACCCCCUCCUCGGUUUAGUACUUCUACGCCUCUUAUCACAGGGCCCUUUCCCUAGUGGCCUAUGACCCUUGUCCGCGGUCUUGGAGACAUUGCGGCCACCACAGUGGCGCCUCUGUCUGAAGAGGGGCAAGUGACCUCUGGCCUCCAAGCUCUAGCUGUGGUGGAUACCGGAAGCUCUUCUGCUUCGGCCAAUAAUGCCGAGGAAGAAGGGGGAGGAGGCCGGAAAGAGGCUGAGCCUCAGAGGUCUGGGGUCGAGGAGGUGCAGGGAGAAGUCCCCAGAGCUGAGGGGGAAGAGCAAGCCAAGGGAAAAUCCGAGGACUGGUGUGUGCUCUGCAGCGAUGAGGAGAUGGAGCUGCCCGAGGAUGGGCAGCCCUGGAUGCCACCCCCCUCCGAAAUCCAGAGGCUGUAUGAACUGUUGGCUGCCCACGGUACUCUGGAGCUUCAGGCUGAGAUCCUGCCCCGCCGACCACCCACGCCUGAUGCGCAGAGCGAAGAGGAGAGAUCCGAUGAGGAGCCAGAGGCCAAAGAGGAGGAAGAGGAAAAACCGCACAUGCCCACAGAAUUUGACUUUGACGAUGAGCCAUUGACACCAAAGGACUCUCUGAUUGACCGGAGACGCACCCCAGGAAGCUCAGCCAGGAGCCAGAAACGGGAAGCCCGCCUAGACAAGGUCCUCUCAGACAUGAAGCGACACAAGAAGCUGGAGGAGCAGAUCCUUCGCACUGGCAGGGACCUCUUCAGCCUGGACUCAGAGGACCCCAGCCCCAGCAGCCCCCCACUCCGGUCCUCAGGGAGUACUCUCUUCCCCCGGCAGCGGAAAUACUGACUGCUGCUGCCCUAACCCUUAAGAUGCAGAGCAUGUCCCUGGGCCUUGUCCUGCCCUUCCUAAUCCAGGGCACUGAGAAACCUGGGAAGAGGAGAGAAACUCCAAGCUCCCAACACAGUACCUUGCCAGAAAGAGAGUAUGUGUGUGUGUGUGCUGUUGAACAUCUGUUUGGAUUUUCUGAAUCUAAAAUAAAAAAUACAAAGUUCUCGUAGAGGAGGAGCUUCAGCUGGAUCCCAAACCAUUGUGGAAAGGCAGAAUUGUAUUUGCUCAGAUUGGGAAACUAAAGCCAGAUGAGGCAGAGUCAGUCUGCACCUGUCCCCUGUCUUGGACCUUCCAGCUGUGCAGUCUCACUCCAGCACUGCCACCUGGCCGUCAGGCUGAAUGAGUUGUAGUUCUUCAGCUGUACCCAGAGGAGAAAAGGAGAACCAGCGGCAAGGGCCCUUUAAAUGCCCAAGCCCCACCCCCCAAGCCUGCCCUGCCUGGGACUUUAGGGCUGGCCUGGGCCAGGCCUGUCAGUUUCCUGAUCUGAGGAGUCUUGUAGCCGCUGUAUUUGUGGAUGUGAGUACUUUGGUGUAGCCCCAGAGCCCCAAACCAGUGGUGGGAUCUUGUGUCCCUCAAGGCUCUCUUAGCCCUCACCCGCCUUCUGGGAGGGCCUUGUUCUGCUGGGGAAGGUAGGACCUCUGAAUGAGAGUAGGGAGGAAGUGGAUUGGAGUGUGGCCUCAAGACGUUUUGCUUUUCUUGUUGGAUGUUUCUGUCUUUGGAAGUAAGGUAGAUCAAUUUGUCACCUUGCCAACACCCCUCACCUUCAAAAUUUCAGGCCCCUCUGACUUAAGGCUCUCACAUCAGAAAUAACAGCAGGAGGCCACUCAAACUCUCUUCUGGAGCUAGAUUGAUCUCUGCAAUCUAUACUCAUCUGUCCCCUUCCCUGGGGACCUAGACUCUGGCCUGUCCCCUUGAGAUUUUAGAAUGUGACUUAUCCCCAUUAAGAUCACUUAACUAUGCCAAAUGUUGAGAUUUUCCUACUGCUCCACUCAGGGCUGUGCCAACUGUGGUCCUUGCAGAUCACUUGACAAGUCAUUAGCAGAAGGAAUUUAAGGUAGGCUUGAUUUCCUGAAGGUGUAGUUUGGUGAGCAAGGCUUUUUUUAUUUCAUUUUUUUUUCUUUGAGGGGAGGAAGUGAAAAGCAGGAAACCCAUUUGGACCCACCAGCCUGUGGUGGAUCCUGGAUCUGGCGCUCAGGAGUGGAGCAUAAAGGGGCGGGAAGUCAUAGUGAGGCAGAUAUCCCUCUGUUCUCUGCUCCCUGCCUGGGUAGACUCCUAGGAAAGGCUGGUUGUCAGGUGCGAUGUCAACGGACUCCCUGGAAACUCCUGUUUUAGCCUUUAGCACACAGGGUACCCGCCUGCUCCUGAUGAACCUUUCUGAGCAGGGAAGCCCUCCAAAGCCUUGAUUAGGUAGGGCAGCCACUUUGAAUGGAUGAUGGUCCAGGGACAACCUGAGGGCUCCAGGGUAACUCAUGCCUCUUUGUUGGGUGUUGCCCUCCCAGGUUGCAGAAAAUGCUCACCUUUGGACUGCUAUUGACGCUGUUUCCUCCAGAGUGCCCAGCCCUAGUUAAGGUCCUUACCUUCUUGUUCUGUGCUUAGUCUUAACACUGCUGCCUGAGAAGCCAUGCUGCCUCCUGGUUUGAGGGCUCUGCAAUCAUGCUACCUGGCGUGGAAUUCUGGAUCCAUUUUUUGAUCAUUGUGUGAUCCUGAGCAAUGUUUCUUAACUUCUAGGCUCUUGUGAGGAUUAAAUGAGUUAAUUAAAGGCACUUAA